AUGCCUACCAGAGGUGGAGACCGAACCUUGACGGUGCCAGACCUGUUUCGGUAUAUCGGUCUCCUCAUCGAUAUCCUCAUUUUUGCUAUCCUUCAUGUUGCUUUCCUCCUCAUUUUCGUUCUUUCCACCCCACACCCGUACGAGCUGCACCUGCCCACGGGCCACCCAGCGCAGUUACGUAAGGCAGCCGCAGGCAGGUUCGGUCGCAAUUACCCACGGUCGCAAUUACCCACGUGGAUUACUGCCCGGAUAGCCAAACAGUACUGCCCGGAUAGCAAAACUCUUGAUCUUAUCAUUUUCGAACGCUGUGUAGUUAUGUGGGCCAACAAUGUUGUUAUUGGGUCAGAUAAGAACCUGGUCUGGAUUCGUUUUCAGCUCUCUGCAGUGCCAGGGAACUUCACUCCUUGCCAAAUCCCCAUCCUUUGGAUACUUUCAGAGGCUCCGUUGCGAGGAGUUUCCCACAUCUUGCGGCCAUUCCACUUGCCUUUCAUCUCAUUCAUGGAUGCAGACACGUUUGAUGGUAUGGCAACAGGUGCGGCGGCCAGCGAUACGCCAAGCCGGCCAAUUGACAACGAUAGCCAGACAAUGGACGACACGCACGCAUCGGAGUCACCUCAACGGUCCAAGAACGAAAGUGCACAAAGUCUUCCUGGGAAGGAGGUCGACCGCACGAUGACUCCUCAGGUAGAAACAUCAUUACACCUCUUUCUUGGCAAACUCGACUCUGAAUCCGAGACCGAAGCCAAGCUCGCAGAGUUGUCCGCCAUUCUUGCAGCGUCACCGGAAGACAUUGAUACUCGAUCAUUGAAACCCCCCCACAAGACCCCUUUGCAGAUCGCGAUUAGGAAAGACGUUUCCCGGACCUUCAACUUGCUGAUACAAGCUGGUGCCGAUGUCAAUGUCUUGGAUGGAGAAAAUACACAUUCAUUUCACCACGCACUUAAAUAUUGGAAUAGCCCGUACUUGAAAGUACUCUUGGAACGCGCGACGACAACAUGGGACCCUACCUUUAGCGGCCGGUGCUUUCUCCAUGACUCCGACUUCUAUCAUCAAGAAGAAAGUAUAAUGCGACGUGUGUUUGAGUUUCAACGACAUUUCCUGAACGAGCAAUCAUCUUUUUUACUCCAAACACCACUCAACUACACUGUCUUGGUACAAAAAAAGGAAGGCGUUGCUUUUCUACUUGAACAAGAGCCAGAUCUUGGUAUUGUGGAUUGUCAUGGAUGGUCGCCCUUGAUGACGGCGCUCAAGACAAGUACUUCCGAGAUCUUUGACAUCCUGGUUAACUAUCUAUUUGAACCGGGGAGGGAAUCCACCGCGAAAGAUGUCAUCAUUCAGAACAAUAACGCAGGAAAGUCUAUUUUCGUGGAAUUCUGCGAGUUGAGUCCCGAACACGAGGCAUGGGAAGCCUCUUUUGCCAAGCUUCUUGACAAUAUUGUUGACAAAUUCCCUCAUUUGGACUUCAAUACGACCCCGGUCUACGAAGGCCUUCUAGACUUUGCGAUAUUUUCGACAAAGCACUCCAAGAGCAAAAUCGUGGGCGAAUUCGCAUUCAGGGUCGUUGGUUGGGUACUGUUGGAUUACGAGGCAGAAAAGGGGCCCUAUUAG
Molecule: messenger RNA, 1608 nt
Organism: Colletotrichum lupini
Lineage: Eukaryota; Fungi; Ascomycota; Sordariomycetes; Glomerellales; Glomerellaceae
Exons: 6
Coding region: 1-1608 (535 amino acids)
Molecular function (GO): protein binding
Source: RefSeq, a predicted model, not a curated record